CCGACAGAUGGCUGCAGGAAAAAUCUUCAUCAAACUGCUUACGCAACGGCUAAAACCACCGUAACAUGCAAAUAUGACAAGAAGAACAGGGAAAGUUAUUUCUGCAAAGACAACGGUUUUGACUGCACUGAGAUUUUCCCCGAAAGGUUUACACUGACGAAAAUCGAAGGAGGCCUCAAUGUGUCCAUCAGUGACGUGUCCUCACAGGAUAGUGGCGUCUACUGGUGUGGUGUGAAAUCAGCUGAUUACAAGCGUUCAAUCAGACRAAUACAGCUGGAGGUUCAAAAUAUUACAAGCGACACAAGAUCAGCAACCGUUGGAGAGACACUCACAUACAUGUGUGACUUCACCAAGAACAAUUUCAUCAAGAAAUUUGUUUGUAAGGGAGAAGAUCCAUCUCUGUGUGAACGUCUGGCGAGCGGCAAAAUAAGUACGAACGAGAGGUUUUCCCUUAAAGAAGACAACUCCAAGCUAAACAUCAGCUUCACAAUGACAGACCUCAGGACAGACGACUCUGGGACGUACUGGUGUGGAGCAGAAACCUCGGACAAAGCACGCAGUGACGUGUUCGUCCACAGACUUGUGAUGACUGUAGUUUCAGAACCUCGACUUAUAACAAUACCCCCCGUCCAUGAAACUACUAGAUCUUUAACUUCAGAGAAGACAACCACUGCACCUGAUAAGAAUCAGGAUGGCUUUCUGUUACCAGUGAUUGGUGCAAUUGUUGCAGUGAUGUGUGCGGCCGUGUUGGUGCUUCUUAUCAUUAUUUAUAGACGAUGUGAUGGUUCAAAAAACACAACUCAUGGAGGAGCACAGAACGAGGAUCACAACUAUGCAGAGAUAGAAGAGCGCCCCCAGAAGCCGGACUUAGGAACUGCCCCAAAAACAGUGUAUGUCACUGCCAACUUCCCCACAAAGGUUUCUGCCUCCCAUUACUUAAACGUCCUGUUUGAGAAAAGCCCUGUUGGAGUUAGUAGUGACACGUGUUCCACUGUAGGGGGCAGUGUCGAGGGUCCCACCUACUCUACUGUCAAUCAUCCUUCCAGCUUCACUGAAAAACCUCUUUAUUCUACCAUCAACUUCCACGUCAACCAACAGCAGCACUGAGGAACAAACUAGUCCUCACAGUUUCAGGCCUUUCAGUUGUAAGAGGCCUUAAAAAACACAAACCUAACUCAGACAUCAGAA
This is a messenger RNA of Paralichthys olivaceus (Japanese flounder), 1188 nucleotides long. The record is from RefSeq and is a predicted model, not a curated record. Lineage: Eukaryota; Metazoa; Chordata; Actinopteri; Pleuronectiformes; Paralichthyidae.